Molecule: messenger RNA, 1791 nt
Organism: Talaromyces marneffei
Lineage: Eukaryota; Fungi; Ascomycota; Eurotiomycetes; Eurotiales; Trichocomaceae
Exons: 5
Coding region: 1-1791 (596 amino acids)
Biological process (GO): spliceosomal complex assembly; regulation of mRNA processing; protein phosphorylation
Molecular function (GO): ATP binding; protein kinase activity
Source: RefSeq, a predicted model, not a curated record
AUGAAUGGAGGUGAUAUCAAGAAAGCUGUGAUUAAUAAAGGAAAACAAAUGGCAAGCGUUGCCUCGGCAGCUGCCAAUGGCAAUGGCAGCAAGAAAAGGAGAAAAGGCACUGAUUUGAAACCGAUUGUCACAAACGAAAGCAACAUGGCGGUGGACUCGAACUCGGGGAGUACUUCUAGCCAAGGUGUGCCGGCCGCAUCAUCGCUCCCCCACCAGAAAGCUGCAUACGGAAUCCCUCUGUCGCGCUCCGAUUCGUCAUCGUCUGGAGAAGAGCAAGAAACCACGGCAGACGAAGAGGAUUCUGAGGAUUACUGCAAAGGUGGUUACCACCCGGUGCACGUGGGCGAGACAUACAACAACGGCCGGUACGUUGUCGUUCGCAAGCUGGGAUGGGGUCACUUUUCGACGGUGUGGUUAUCGCGCGAUACGACAAACGGCAAACACGUCGCAUUAAAAGUCGUGCGAUCCGCCGCACACUACACCGAGACCGCGAUCGACGAAAUCAAAUUGCUCAACAAGAUUGUUCAGGCGAACCCAAGUCACCCGGGUCGGAAACACGUCGUGAGUCUGUUGGACUCGUUCGAGCACAAGGGUCCCAACGGUGUGCAUGUCUGUAUGGUGUUUGAAGUACUUGGCGAAAACUUGCUCGGUUUGAUUAAGCGAUGGAAUCAUCGCGGUAUUCCCAUGCCCUUGGUUAGACAAAUUACGAAACAGGUACUGCUGGGAUUGGAUUAUUUGCAUCGGGAAUGCGGCAUAAUCCAUACCGAUUUGAAGCCGGAAAAUGUCUUGAUCGAAAUUGGCGACGUGGAACAGAUUGUCAAGACGUAUGUGAAGGAGGAACAAAAGACAGAAAAGGACGAUAAUCGCAAUGGUCGCCGACGGAGACGGACGCUCAUUACAGGGAGUCAACCACUCCCAAGUCCUUUGCACACCAGUUUCAGUCAUAUGGAUCCGUUCAAGAUGGGCAGUUCACAUAGUAGCCUGAACCAGGUGAUGAAUGAUUCUGAUACAUCGAAACUCGGAGUGUCGAUGAGAGACGCAUUGGGCAUUAAGGAGAACAUUCCCACAAUCCCUGAAGACGAGAAGCAAAAGCAGCGUGAAAAGACAGCUGAUCUACUGGAACGAGAGGUGUCCGGUAUUUCUCUGGACAAAAACGCAUCCGAGUCGUCCAGCCCAGACAAGGAGGGCGAGAACGACAUCAUUUCCGUCAAAAUUGCAGAUUUGGGCAAUGCUUGCUGGGUUGGUCACCAUUUCACAAACGAUAUUCAAACUCGUCAAUACCGGUCGCCAGAGGUUAUUCUGGGCGCAAAAUGGGGUGCUAGCACAGACGUCUGGAGUAUGGCGUGCAUGGUCUUUGAACUCAUUACCGGCGACUACCUCUUCGACCCUCAAUCCGGCACCAAAUACGGAAAAGACGACGACCACAUCGCCCAAAUAAUUGAAUUGUUGGGCAACUUCCCUCGCUCCCUCUGCAUCUCCGGCCGCUGGUCCCAAGAAAUCUUCAACCGCCGCGGCGAACUCCGCAACAUCCAUCGCCUGCGUCACUGGGCUUUGCCCGACGUCCUCCGCGAAAAAUACCAUUUCACAUCCGAAGAAGCCAUACAAAUAAGCGAAUUCUUAUUACCCAUGCUCGAGCUGAUGCCAGAAGAUAGAGCGAAUGCUGGCGGAAUGUCUAAUCAUGAAUUUUUGAAAUCGACGCUGGGUAUGAGUGAUGUUUCAGAUUUGGGGAUUGAGCCGGGGACGAAAGGCGAAGGAAUUGAAGGUUGGGCUUCGGAGGUUAAGCGGCGGUAG